This is a messenger RNA of Lactuca virosa, 3141 nucleotides long. NCBI's taxonomy places the organism in Eukaryota, Viridiplantae, Streptophyta, Magnoliopsida, Asterales, Asteraceae. The record is from the annotation of a GenBank genome assembly.
GUAAUUCAAACCAAAAUAAUAUAAUCAUAAAACUCGGAAGGAACUCCGUCCAACCACUCCCAUUGACACUACAAAUAAUCAUCCUCUCUUCUCAGUUGUUACUGCUACAAUUCAUUUCCUUCGUCUGUUCAUCAGAUCUACUCUCGUUCUUUUCUUUUGCCCAAAAUCUUCCAUUCUACCUGAAAUUGGGGUUUCCGAUAUACAGAAAUGAAGGAAGAUUCGCCAAAUGAUUUGGAGAAAAGCUAUUUCGAUGUAUUGGGUUUAUGUUGUUCGUCGGAGGUGUCACUGAUCGAGAAGAUUCUUAAACCUCUCGAAGGCGUUCACCAUGUCUCCGUCAUCAUUCCUUCCAGAACUGUAAUUGUGCUUCACGACGCCGCCUUAAUUUCUCAAUUUCAAAUUGUUAAGGCGCUAAACCAAGCACGACUAGAAGCAAAUGUGAGGAUGAAAGGAGUUCAAAGCUACGGAAACAAGUACCCAAACCCAUACGCCGUCGUUUGUGGUGUGCUGCUUUUGCUAUCAUUUUUGAAAUAUAUUUAUUCGCCAUUUAAAUGGUUGGCACUUGGAGCUGUUGCUGUGGGCAUUAUACCCUUAGCUUUGAAAGCUUUUGCAUCUCUACGAAUUUUCAGAUUCGACAUCAAUCUUCUCAUGCUCAUUGCAGUCGCUGGAUCCAUUGUCCUGAAGGAUUACUGGGAAGCCGGCACAAUUGUUUUUCUAUUAGUUAUAUCUGAAUGGCUGGAGGCAAGAGCAAGUCACAAGGCGACUGCUGUGAUGUCAUCAUUGAUGAGCAUAGCUCCUCAGAAAGCUGUAUUAGCUGACACUGGUGAAGAAGUCAACACUAGCGAAGUCAAAGUCAACACAAGACUUGCGGUCAAAGCUGGGACCAUGAUCCCCAUUGAUGGAAUAGUCGUGGAAGGGAAAUGUGAAGUCGAUGAAAAAACUCUAACUGGUGAAUCGUUUCCUGUUGUUAAACAAGUAGAUUCCAUCGUUUAUGCAGGGACGCUCAAUCUAAAUGGUUAUAUUAGUGUUAAGACUACUGCUCUAGCUGACGAUUGUGUGGUGGCAAAAAUGGGAAAGCUUGUUGAAGAGGCUCAAAAUAACAAAUCUAAAACUCAAAGAUAUAUAGACGAAAUAGCCAAGUAUUACACCCCUGCUGUUGUUGUGGUAGCUGCCAGCUUGGCAGCUAUACCAGCUGCUAUGCGAGUUCGUGACGUGGAGAAAUGGUAUCACUUGGCUUUGGUGGUUUUGGUAAGUGCAUGUCCAUGUGCACUUAUCUUAUCAACUCCAAUUGCAGCAUUCUGUGCAUUGUCAAAAGCAGCUACAUCUGGACUUUUAGUCAAAGGCGCUGAAUACCUUGAAAUACUUUCUGCUGUUAAAUUUAUUUGCUUUGAUAAAACGGGAACAAUCACUAAAGGAGAGUUCUCUGUCUCAAGCUUUAAACCGGUCAUUCAUACCGACAAAUUGCUAUAUUGGGUUUCGAGCAUCGAGAGCAAGUCGAGUCAUCCAAUGGCUGCGACACUUGUGGACUAUGCACAGUCUCAUUCAGUCCAACCACAACCAGACAAUGUGGAGGAAUUCAAAGAUUUUCCUGGAGAAGGAGUUUACGGGAAGAUUGAUGGGAAAGAUGUUUAUAUCGGAAAUAAAAGGAUCGCCAUUAGAGCAGGCUGCUCACAAGAUCUUAUCAGUGAUGAAAGGAAUGAAGGGAGGUCGACAGGGUACAUAUUUGUAGGGUCUUCACUUUCCGGAAUCUUUAGUUUAUCAGAUUCAUGUCGAAUUGGAGUACGUGAAGCGCUCCAACAACUCAAAUCAAUGGGAAUUAAAACCGCCAUGCUCACCGGAGACUCCCAAUCCGCCGCCAAUCACGCACAAAAUCAGUUAGAAGGAGCAUUAGACAUGGUCCACGCAGAACUUCUCCCUCAAGAUAAAGCCAAAAUCAUCAAAGAAAUCCAAAAAGAAUCCCCUGUAGCUAUGGUGGGAGACGGGAUGAACGAUGCUCCUGCUUUAGCCACAGCAGACAUCGGGAUCUCAAUGGGGGUGUCGGGGUCCGCAUUAGCAAAUGAGACAGGACACGUGAUUCUGAUGUCCAAUGAUAUCCGGAAAGUUCCGGUAGCUGUAAGGCUUGCGAGAAGAACACGUAGAAAGAUAUUUGAGAAUAUUUUCAUUGCUAUGGUUACUAAGGCUGCUGUUAUUGCAUUGGCUAUUGCUGGUCACCCGCUUGUUUGGGCUGCGGUUCUUGCUGACAUGGGAACCUGCUUACUUGUCAUUUUCAACAGCAUGCUUCUGCUACAAGGUACAAACUCGAAAAGCAGGAAAAAGAAUUCGGGUUCUUUACGUAACGAUGCACAGUGUACAUUUAACUCUAUGGUUGAAGAAAAAUGUUGUGAUGUGGGUGGUGGUUGUGAUUUAAAGGUUAAAGACGAUUCUUGUAGUUCAGAGGUUGAAGAAAGUUGUUGUGAUGGUGGUGGUUGUGGUUCAGAGGUUAAAGCCAAAUGUUGUGAUGUGGGUGGUGGUUGUGAUUCAAAGGUUAAAGACAAUUGUUGUAGUUCAGAGGUUAAAGAAAGUUGUUGUGGUUCAAAGGUUAAAGAUAAUUGUUGUAGUUCAGAGGUAGAGAUUAAAGAAAGUUGUGAUGGUGGUGGUUGUGGUUCAAAGGUUAAAGACAAUUGUUGUAGUUCAGAGGUAAAGGUUAAAGAAAGUUGUUGUGGUUCAAAGGUUGAAGAAAAGUGUUGUGAUGUGGGUGGUGGUGGUGGUUGUGGUUGGGUUGUCCAAGACAAGUGUGUGGGUGGUUGUUGUGGUCCUGAUAAAAAUGUACAAGAACAGAAGCAAUUGGUACAAGGAAAAGGAACACACGGGUGUUGUGAUGAUGAGAACGACGAAAUACAAGAGAUUUGCGUUAAAGAGCAAGGAGAACGCAACACCAGUAAUUCCUACAUCAAGUUGGAGAAAAUGGUUAAAAAUUGUUGCAGGAGGCGUGGCUUGAAAAAGAGGAAUGUUGCAGCAAUCGUUUGGACAUCAUCAAGUCGAGGAGGAUUUCUUGUUAAAUCUGUUGCCGAUGACGGAAUAGAAAGGAGGAAGUGUUACCGUGCUUGGAUCCAAGGAGCUGUUAUCGAUGAGUUUGUUAAAGGUGUUACCGAUUUCUUGUUAUAG